AUGCGAAAACAUUUACUUCGUCUACCCAUCAAAUUGUCAACAACAACAAUCGCUUUUCGCUACAAAUCCAAAACAAAAUUUUUGGCAAUGCAAAAUCCCUUCGAAGUGCCUACUUACCAAGUUGGAAACCAAACUUACCGACGAAAUUGUCCUCUUGAAAUGGUAAAUACAACAAAUCCAGCAGCUGUUUCCGCCCAAAAAUUUAAUGAAAUGGAAGAAGAGGAGGAAAGAAGUUGUGAAAUGAUUGAAGAAGCAACUACCAACACUUUAUUGGAAAUUAGAGAAGAACAAGAAAAGCCAAGUCAUUCAAAAGAAGUCUUCCCACCAAAAGAAGAAUCGUCUUCAACAUCAACAGAUGAACCAGAACAUUUAAAUAAAGAAAUUCUUGGUCCAACACCUCCAAAAAAGAUACAAAUUGAAAUAUUAGAAGAACAACAGACAAUAAUAAAAAAUAAUAAAGAAACUUUAAUUAUUGAAAAAGAAGAAAAACAACAAAUUAAAUUAAUUGAUUCUAUUAAAUACGACACAAAAGAUUCUUUAUAUUAUGACAAAAUUCAAAUACCGGGUGCUCUUAUCGGUUUAAUUAAAGGCAAAGAAGGUUAUAAACAAAGAGUAAUGGAGAAAGAAUUUGGCUGCAAAAUACAUUACCCCAAGAAGAAGGAAAAAGUUCAUGGAAAAAUGACUGAAAUUAAAAUUACCUCUCCACAAUCAGCCGAAAACGUCCUAAAAUGUCGAGAUGCAUUAGAAAUAGCUGUUGAAAAGGCUCGCAAACAGGCAAUGCCCACACAUUUUGUUUCUGUCCCGGUUGGGUUGACUAGUGUUAAAAUUAGAGAGCAAUACCAAAAUUUUGUUCACAACAUUCGUGCAGAUGAGGAUUUGCCGGAAGACUGCAAAAAUCCAGACCUUUUUAUAACUCCAAGCAAGCUUCAUUUGACCCUCUGUGUUCUUAGAUUAUUUACUGAAGAGGAUGUCAACUCUGCCAAACAGUUUUUGGAUGAAUUGUUUCGAUCAGAGGCCGUCAAAGAAAUAUUUACAAAUUCUGACCUUGAACACAUUCAACUUGAAUUUACUGAACUUGAACAUUUUGAAGAUAGACCUACAGACAAAAUUGCUGUCCUUUUUGCCAAAUGUGUUUCUGAAAGACUCCAAAAAUUGGCCAAUAUUGUUGAAGAAUCUCUCUCAGCUUCCUUUUUAACCGAAAAACGAAAAUCCAAAGAAGUUGUGUUGCACAUGACGAUGAUGAAUACAAAAUAUUUACGAGAGAAGAAAAGAUCCUUUUUAAAUGUAUCCAAACUUUUGGAAAAAUUUGGCAAAUUAAAUUUUGAUCCUGUCAAUAUUUCAGAGCUUCAUCUUUGCGAAAUGAGCAGCUUGACUGAUGCUGAAUUGGCUCUUGAGACGUAUAAAUGUAUACAUCAAUUACAAUUUCCAACCAAAUAA
Molecule: messenger RNA, 1437 nt
Organism: Meloidogyne enterolobii
Lineage: Eukaryota; Metazoa; Nematoda; Chromadorea; Rhabditida; Meloidogynidae
Source: the annotation of a GenBank genome assembly